AUGUCUGGAAAUCUGCUCGAACAACGGCGCAAGCAUGCCUCGCUCGAAUCGCCAGACUCUGCCACCAUGACGGCCAACCUCAUGAGCAGGAGUUCUUUCACCCUCGACAAUGAACCCCCGCCGACGACCCACAAUCAACAGGCCGCUUCCAAAGGCUUCACAGACCUCCCCGAGCAAGACAAGCGCAACUUUCUAUUACUCGUCUUGCUGUACUUCUUGCAAGGCAUUCCCAUGGGUCUGGCCGCCGGCUCGGUUCCUUUCCUCCUCAAGUCACAUCUCUCCUACGGCCAGAUUGGUGUUUACUCGCUCGCAUCGUACCCCUAUUCGCUCAAGCUGUUAUGGUCACCCAUUGUCGACGCUGUGUGGACGCCCAAGUUGGGCAGAAGAAAGAGUUGGAUUCUGCCCAUUCAGACAAUCAGUGGUUUUGGCAUGAUCUGGCUUGGCUCCCAUGUCGAGGAGAUGAUGGUCAAGGCUGGUGAAAAUGGUGGUGCUGGUGUCUGGAACUUUACUGGAUGGUGGUUCGCUCUGGUCCUGAUGUGCGCCACCCAGGAUAUUGCUGUUGAUGGCUGGGCACUUACCCUUCUAUCACCGUCCAACCUCUCUUACGCCAGUACCGCCCAAACCGUUGGUCUUACCGCUGGCCAGUUCCUCUCCUACACCGUCUUCCUCGCUCUCUCCUCCAAGGACUUUGCCAACAAGUGGUUCCGCAGUGUACCUGGAGAGCACGGUCUCCUUACACUGGGCGGCUACCUCAGCUUCUGGGGAUGGGCAUACCUCCUUGUUACUCUCGGCCUCGCUCUGCUCAAGAAGGAAGACAAGACGAAGGAAAGAGACGGCAUCAUGGAGGUCUACAGAGUCAUGGGUGGCAUUCUGAGCCUCAAGAACAUCCAGACAUUCAUCGUCAUCCAUCUCAUUGCAAAGAUUGGCUUUCAGGCGAACGACGCCGUCACCAACCUCAAGCUGCUGGAGAAAGGCUUCAGCCAGGAAGAUCUCGCUUUGACCGUUCUGAUCGACUUUCCCUUCGAGAUCUCCUUAGGCUACUAUGCUGGAAAGUGGAGUGAGCAAUAUGCUCCCAUGCGUCUUUGGUGUUGGGCAUUUGUUGGCAGACUCGUCGCUGCUGCUUUUGCUCAGUUCACGGUCAUGAUCUUCCCCAGCGGCGGUACUAACCUGCCAUACCUCUGCGUCGUCAUUGUUGAGCACGUCUUCAGCACCUUUAUGAGCACCGUCAUGUUCGUCGCCGUCAGCGCUUUCCACGCAAAGAUUGCUGAUCCACAUAUCGGUGGCACCUACAUGACUCUCCUCGCCACUGUUAGUAACCUUGGUGGCACCUUCCCUCGCUUCUUCAUCCUCAAAUUCGUCGACAUGUUCACCGCUGCAACAUGCACACCCGCCUCCAUCCCACCUCCCGACUUCAAGGGCGACCUGAUCACCAAGCCCUUCUCCUGCGCCCUUGAGAACGACCGCCACAUCUGUGUCAACGGAGGCGGAACUUGCAAUAUUACCACUGAUGGAUACUAUAUUGUCAAUGUUCUUUGCAUCAUUAUCGGUGUAGUGACUUUCUGGGGCUUUAUUAAGCCCAAGGCACUGCAAUUGCAGAGUUUGCCUUUGAGAGCGUGGAGGAUUGCCGAGCAGUAG
This is a messenger RNA of Aureobasidium namibiae CBS 147.97, 1635 nucleotides long. RefSeq lists its product as uncharacterized. The record is from RefSeq and is a predicted model, not a curated record. Gene Ontology annotation, molecular function: acetyl-CoA transmembrane transporter activity. The transcript is spliced from 3 exons. NCBI's taxonomy places the organism in Eukaryota, Fungi, Ascomycota, Dothideomycetes, Dothideales, Saccotheciaceae. Gene Ontology annotation, cellular component: membrane. Bases 1 to 1635 code for a protein of 544 amino acids.